AAAAACAGAGCUGCAAUCCCUCUUCUUCAUUACUCUUCAUUUUAGUUUCAAAAUUAAUUGUUUUAUUGCCAAAUAUCGUGCUAAUAGCUCAUUACCGGGCAUGUACUUAAAACUCGAGAAAAAAUCAAUCGCGAGCCAGGUUUAAAUCGAAAAAAAAUAAGUGUUACACAGACAAAAAAAAAAUGAGUGACGAAACAGACAAAAGUCAGGUGAAUCUCGAGAGAAAUGGGAACGUCGAGGAAAUCAAUGGGAAUCCAAUUGGAAAUGUGACGACCACGACAGAGACGACAAAAAUCGUUGACGAGAAAAAGUCUCCCGCUGCGAAACGUGAAUGGGUUAAAUUUGAUGACGACGAUGCAAACAAGAACAAAAUCCAGACACACCCAUUGGAAAAAACGGAAGAUGACACUCCCGCGGUGUUAGCUACCGAAUCUGUGCACGUCACAAUUGCCUCACCAAAGAGCAUUUCGCCGAAAAAUUCCGUUGCUGCGUCUUCGUCGACAUCGGUGCUCGCUACUUCCGCAUCAUCUAACCCGAAUAACAACAACAACAACAAUAACAAUGGUCUUACAUCGAAACAACAUCCGGUGACGAAUAAUUUGAAUCUAAACAAGACAUCACAACCCGCAGUCAUUGAACUUCCGUCGAAUAAUGUCAUUAUGGCGAGUACGCCCGGCAAUCAACUUCGCACGAUUGAGCUUUCGAGCGGAAGGAUAAGAGAGGGAUUUGCAAAUGGAGAUAUAAUUGUCACUUUACUGCCUGUCAACACGCGCCUUCCAUGGAUUACGCCCGCAAAAUUUAGACCAGAAUUAGUCCCGGAAGAGUUAAUGGCACAAGGAUUAACGCUCACCGUCGAAGAGUACGUGCAUGCCAUGGAGACACUCGUGAACGAUUAUCGCUUCACCUUGUACAACAUUUGCUACAAGCGCGUUCUCGUCUGCUGGAUUCUCUUCGCCUUUUGCGUUCUUCUCGGCAUCUUGUUCUCCGGAUUGACGGGCAUCACGCUCUUUUCGCUCGGCGUCGCGUGGCUUUUCCUCAAUGCUGCCGCCGUUUUUAUGUGCAUGUGGGUAAAAUUGCGUCUGGCACGCGGAUUAGAACGAUGCAUGGCACGCGUCAACAAACAACUGUUGCGACACAAGAUUUUGUUGGCACUCGACGAUCGCGGAAACAUUUCGUGUCACAAAGUCAACUUGUGCUUUUUGUAUUUCGAACCGUCGCAAUGCGUGAAUUACAUUAACGAGUUUAUCGAGAGGAACGAACAACAAGGCACGGUAAUUCAACCGGGAUGGGAGGAACGAUUGGAUGUUUCGGCGGGAGAUAUUGUCAUUCAAGGCAGUAAUACGACAAGGGUUUCGAGGAAACAGGAACGUGGGCUCCUUUUAUUCCUGCGAUACGCCCAUCGAUGGGGCAACGAGGCAAUGCGUGGCUUUAUCGAUGUGACGGCGCUCGAUCCGGCACGUCAUUGCACCAAAUAUCAGUGCGUGUGUCAGUACGUUAGCAAACAUCUGACGACGAAACCGAGAGGCAAGUUGAAACUUUUCAAUUUUUUAUACUGGGUGAAGGUGUCUGAUCGUUAUUGUGGCUUUAAUUAACCAAAUUUUCUCCCUUAACAAAUCGCUGAUGGCUUCAACUUGUACAUAAAUGGCACUUUUUACAACCACACAGCUAGAUUUUAUUGAAAAAAAUCACAAUUCUAGUCCCUUAGAUGUUUUUUUCUGUAAUGGAGUAAGAGCACUUUUUAAUUUAAAUGUUUAUUUUAACAUAUUUCACAUUUAUUAACCAAAAAAAAAGUACUUAAAAUAUAAGAAUUUUAAUUUUUGGGAACAAUUUUAACGUAAAAAUUAGUUAAUCAAAAAUUAAUCUCACAAAAAAGUUCAAUUUAGAGACAAUAACUUUAAAAAAAUGUGAAAAAAGUCAAAAAAUUUGCCUUACAAAAGUCAUGGAACGAAGAAAUUUCAUCAAUUUUUCGACAAUAAAUCCAAAUUUUUAUCUUCUUUCUGUGACUUUCUUCACUUUCAUGUCAUUUUUCAUCCAAAACUCAAAUCGUUUGAACACUAGAACGGAUCUGUAAAAAAAAUCAUAUCAUAAAAAAAUUUUAGUUUUGUAAAAAAAAAUAUUUUUCUUUUGAUUUGUAAAAAAAAAUUUAAAAUUGGAUUUUAAAAAAAAAUUUCUAAUGAGAAAAAAAUCAAAUUUAGGAGCUUAUUAUGAAAAUGAUCAGAAACCCCGAUGGCAAGGACCGAAAAUGCAAACGCUCUCGGCCGAAGAACUCAUUUGGAAUAUGUCGAAUCUCAGACCAGAAUGACUUAACUGGAUAUACUCUCCAAUAAUGAAAUUUUUAGAAAGUACAAAAAACGGGUGCCAAAAGCUAAAAUGGGUUCCUAUUUUGAUUAUUUUUAACUUUAAUUUUACCGAUGUUACCUCAGGAUUUUUAUUUUAACAAAAAACGACCAAUAUUUUAACUUUUUUAAAGCAAAAAUAGAUUUCAACAACGUUCUAGUGUUAGAUACGUACUUAAUUUAAAGUUCAAAUAAAAAUAAAACAAGUAUUGAGAAACAUUCCACAGAAAUGCGACACGAGUUAAAAGUAGA
Molecule: messenger RNA, 2588 nt
Organism: Culicoides brevitarsis
Lineage: Eukaryota; Metazoa; Arthropoda; Insecta; Diptera; Ceratopogonidae
Exons: 5
Coding region: 183-1592 (469 amino acids)
Source: RefSeq, a predicted model, not a curated record